This is a messenger RNA of Cucumis melo (muskmelon), 2491 nucleotides long. RefSeq lists its product as uncharacterized. Gene Ontology annotation, cellular component: endoplasmic reticulum. The transcript has 4 exons. The record is from RefSeq and is a predicted model, not a curated record. NCBI's taxonomy places the organism in Eukaryota, Viridiplantae, Streptophyta, Magnoliopsida, Cucurbitales, Cucurbitaceae. Bases 512 to 1324 code for a protein of 270 amino acids.
AGGUGGAAGAGAAAGAUGCUCUAAAGACAGAGAGAAGAAGAGGGUCAAUCUUUUUUUUUUUUUUUUUUAAGACUUCACCGUCUUCCUCUAUUACUCUCCGAGAUCAGACGCUGCCUUUGAGCCAUUGAUGAUACAUUACAAAGCUUCUUCCCCACUGAAACCCCUUUUCAUUAUUUUGCCACAAAAUUCUCUCGAUUCCCCUGUUUCUGUGUUCCUCAGAUUGCCCAAUUUCUGUUUUCUUACCCGAACACAAAUUUCUCCCAUUAUCUAGUAGCGAUUAUCUUAAUUUUUUUUUUUUUUACAAAUAACCAAUUCCCAGAUCUGGGUUUUUCAUUUGUUUCACUCGUUGAUCCUGUUGACCAACAUUUGACGAUUGAUUUAACCCCAAAACUACGUAGCAGUGUCCAUUAGCUACUUUAUUGGGAACCCUUUUGUUCUUUUGGGUGACCCUUUUGAAUUCUCUUUUUCGUCCUGCGAAAUUUGGGGGAAAAAUCUUUAGUUUGAUCGAUUAAUGGCGGCUUCGAGGAAUGUGGGGAUGAGGGAUGAGGAGAAACUGAAGGAAGAUGACUCUCCGACGGCCAAGAAGCCUAAAUUUGAAAGGUUUCCAUUGACGAAAUGGGAGCUAGCGGCUGCUCUCGGCAUCUUCCUUCUCUGCUCCACUGGCCUUCUUUGUGUGUACUUGACAAUGCCCUCUGCAGAAUACCAGAGCGUUAAGCUCCCACGAACACUUUCGGAUCUCCGUGUUCUUAAGGAUCUCUUUGCAAAUUAUGCCAAAGAUCAUCCAGCACAAUUCAUUCUAGGUUAUUGCUCUACCUACAUAUUCAUGCAAACAUUCAUGAUUCCUGGAACAAUUUUCAUGUCAUUGCUUGCUGGAGCUCUAUUUGGGGUUAUCAGAGGCCUUCUAUUAGUUGUAUUUAAUGCAACGGCUGGGGCAUCCUCUUGCUUUUUUCUCUCUAAGUUGAUUGGAAGACCUUUAGUUUAUUGGAUGUGGCCUGAAAAGUUGAAAUUGUUCCAGGCAGAGAUAGCAAAGCAUCGAGAAAAGCUACUCAAUUAUAUGCUAUUUCUUAGGAUAACACCAACAUUACCAAAUCUUUUUAUCAACUUGGCUUCGCCUAUUGUUGACAUCCCUUUUCAUGUUUUCUUCUUGGCAACUUUAAUUGGCCUUGUUCCAGCAUCCUAUAUCACAGUCAGGGCUGGACUUGCACUUGGAGAGCUUAAAUCGGUCAAGGAUUUAUACGAUUUCAAAACUUUGUCUGUGCUUUUCUUUAUUGGCUUUAUCUCCAUUCUACCUACACUUCUAAAGAGGAAGCGAGUAUACGAAUGACGGCGAAUUUUCGGGGCUCCGUCAUUUCUGCCUGAGGCAUGUCUAUGGAUGGCUGCUAUAACAGGUCUUUGUAUUAUGAUUUUUUCUGUCUCCCGUAAGUAUAAUUCUAGAAGUUUUGGAAGGAAAAAUUUUUCCCACAUUGUUUUUACUCAUUUCAUCCUAUGUGCCACCAUGGAGUUAGUUAUCUGUUUCAGAUAUUUAGCAUAGCAUAACAUCGAUCAUUUUACAAUGGUAGGGGCCUUUCGGACCACCAACUUCUUAAGUUUUACCAGGUUUAGGUUGGUGUUGAACGACCUAACUUCAAAUUCAUUAGUAAACCCUCCUGAAGUUUACAUAUUUACGAUUUACCGAGUAACUCAUUUUUUUCUCAUUUUCUGCUUUUUCACAUUUAUUGAGGAACUCCUUUCUCUCCUUCUCUAUGUUUCACUUUUAGAAAGAAACUUCGUCUUGCAACUCUACACUCCAAACACAAACUUCUUGCUAAUCCAGGGUAAAGCGACCCCUUAAGAUUUAUUGCUAGUCACAAAAGUACUACUACCUUGAUGCUAAUCCAGGUAAAGUGACCCCUUAAGAUUUAUUGCUAGUCACAAGAGUAUACUACCUUGAAAGAAAUGGCAUUUUGUUCGUCCCCUUCGAAAUAAAACUUAACCAUCAUUCUGAAAAUACUAUUUUACCACAAUGAUAACAAAAUUCAGUGCUGAAAUAUGUAAUCCGUUUGCAUUUGCAUUGCACAAUACACAGAGCAUCGAUUUUGGUCAGAUUUGACAUUUUGAGUCACAGUCUAUCGAAUGUUCUCUGUUGCUUAGUCAUCUUAUAUACCAACUACCUCUUGUUUUCUUGGUUUGUACAGAUCGAUAUUGAUUUCAAAUGCUCUUAUUGAUGAUAAUACUAUACUAGCUGUGGCAAUACCGCGUCGAUUCAGACACAAACUGUACCAUCAAGCUGUUAUAUGGCUCAAAUGAUACGUUCAGAAGAUGAUUAUAGGCAGUUGUUUGGAGGUUUUAAAAAGAAAAAAUAGGUGAAGAUAUUCUAUAUUCACGUUAGGAGCUCACUGAUUACAAUCAAUAUAGGUUAUUUACAUUUUAUCAUAAUUUUUGUUGCAUCGUAUAUUGAUAACGCAUACAGGAUCUAAACAGGUUACAAAUUGAAAAAUAACUAUUUUCUCUC